This is a messenger RNA of Solanum dulcamara, 1289 nucleotides long. Its product is annotated as cysteine protease XCP1-like. The record is from RefSeq and is a predicted model, not a curated record. NCBI's taxonomy places the organism in Eukaryota, Viridiplantae, Streptophyta, Magnoliopsida, Solanales, Solanaceae. Bases 47 to 1117 code for a protein of 356 amino acids. The transcript is spliced from 4 exons. Gene Ontology annotation, cellular component: lysosome. Gene Ontology annotation, molecular function: cysteine-type endopeptidase activity.
UCUAAACACAAACAAUAUUCAUUCCUUCUACUACUAAUUCAAAAACAUGGCUCUUUUUUCUUUUUCCAAAUUGUCACUUCUUGUUUUAUUAUCAAUUUCCCUCCUGGCCUGCACCUCAUUGGCUCGCGAUCAUUCUAUCGUGGGAUACUCCUCUGAUGAAUUGACUUGCAUCGAUAAGCUCAUAAAUCUCUUCGAUAAAUGGAUGGAUAAACAUGGAAAGAUUUAUAAGAGCAUUGAAGAAAAAUUGCAUAGGUUUGAGAUUUUCAAGGAAAAUUUGAAGCAUAUUGAUGAAAGGAAUAAAAUUGUUACCAACUAUUGGCUUGGUCUAAAUGAGUUUUCUGAUUUAAGUCAUGAUGAGUUCAAGAAGAUGUAUUUGGGACUCAAAGUUGAUCAAGAUUUGCUUAACAAAAAAGAACAAUUAUCUCAAGAAGAAUUUGCCUAUAGAGAUUUUGUGGAUUUGCCUAAGUCUGUUGAUUGGAGGAAAAAAGGUGCUGUCACCCCUGUCAAGAACCAGGGUCAAUGUGGUAGUUGUUGGGCGUUUUCAACUGUGGCAGCAGUAGAAGGAAUAAACCAAAUAAAGACAGGGAAUUUGACAUCCUUGUCUGAACAAGAGUUGAUAGACUGUGACACAACUUACAACAAUGGUUGCAAUGGUGGCCUAAUGGAUUAUGCAUUUCAAUUCAUUGUCUCAAAUGGUGGUCUUCACAAAGAGGAUGAUUAUCCUUACCUUAUGGAAGAAGGCACUUGUGAUGAAAAAAGAGAUGAGUCAGAGGUUGUCACUAUUGAUGGUUACCAUGAUGUGCCAGCCAAUGAUGAACAAAGUCUAUUGAAAGCACUUGCAAACCAACCUUUGAGUGUGGCCAUUGAGGCUUCUACAAGAGAUUUCCAAUUCUACAGUGGGGGUGUGUUUGAUGGGCAUUGUGGAACAGAUCUGGAUCAUGGAGUGUCAGUAGUUGGAUAUGGAUCCACAAAAGGAGCAGAUUACAUUAUUGUCAAGAAUUCUUGGGGGCCCAAAUGGGGAGAAAAGGGCUUCAUUAGGAUGAAGAGAAAUACAGGCAAGCCAGAAGGCCUUUGUGGUAUUAACAAAAUGGUAUCUUUCCCACUUAAAAAGAAGUGAAACAUCAAAGUGGCUAUAUCUAAAUGUAUUUUUCUGAAUCAAUGUUUUAUUUCUGAUUCAACAACCAUUAUGUUAAUCUUUUAUUAACAGGUUUUAAUGUACUGCAACUGCACUCUACGUACGAUGUAAUAAAUUUCAUAAUGAAUUACUUUCUUUUUCAUUAGAACAAGAA